AUGGCGUGUUCCUCUGCGCUACACCUGAAUUCCUUCCCAUUGACCUCGAACAAACCACUCUCUGCUUCUUCAGCUCGCCCUAACUCUACGUUUUGGCCGUAUUCUAACGGCACGAACCGUAUGAUAGACCCGCUCUCUGUAUCUGCAUCUCUCGGCUCCAAUUGCGUUGGCGCCACCGACGUUGAGACCACAAAAAUCGAUUGUCCUACGCUAACUCUACGGGAGCUAUGUCGAGGUCACGUGCCGGAGCACAUUAUGCACCGGGCGGAGGAAAUUGGCUACAUCACGCCGACUAGUGUGCAGAAAGAAGCGCUGCCGGUGUUGUUCUCCGGCCGUGACUGUGUGAUUCAAGCGCAGACAGGUUCAGGAAAGACCCUUGCGUACCUACUUUUAAUACUCUCUGUUGUCAAUGCUCGAAGGUCGGCGGUCCAGGCCCUAAUCGUUGUUCCCACACGAGAACUCGGCAUGCAAGUCACGAAAGUUGCACGUACAUUGGCUGCAAGAUCACUGGAACUUGAAUCUGAACAGAAGGCGUGUUCAGUCAUGGCGCUUUUAGAUGGUGGAACAUUGAGAAGACAUAAGAGCUGGUUAAAGGCAGAACCCCCAGCUAUAGUAAUUGCUACUUUGAAGUGUCUCUGCCAAAUGCUAGACAGGCGAACUCUAAAGUUGGACAGCAUGCGUGUCUUGGUAAUAGACGAGGUUGAUUUUAUGUUCUAUUCUUCCAAAGAAGUUAGCUCUUUGAGGAAGCUCUUGACGAGCUUCUCGUCGAUCCAAAAGCGGCAAACCAUAUUUGCUAAGAGAUAUUCAGCACUCGUGCAUUUGUUACAGUCAGACGCACCUCAAUCUGCCAUCAUUUUUGUUGGAGAGCAGUCUGAGAAAUCGAAAAAAGCUGGAAAUCCUCCACCAACAACUCAUCUAAUCGAAUUUCUGAAAACCUCUAUUGAUGGAUGCCCGGAGUUGGUCCUGUUAGAAGAAGACAUGAAUUUUCACAAACGAGCUGCAUCCUUAACCGACAUAAAGCAAUCAGGAGGCUAUAUUCUAGUUGCAACUGAUAUUGCUGCCCGAGGGGUUGACCUGCCAGAAACAACCCAUAUAUACAACUUUGACCUUCCGAAAGAUGCAGUACAUUAUCUUCACCGAGCGGGAAGAACAGGUCGAAAGCCAUUCUCGGACAGUAAAUGUUUUGUUACCAGCAUUGUAACUGCAGAUGAACGGUUUGUAUUGGAGAGGUUCGAAAACGAAUUGCUAUUCCAUUGUGAAGAACUAUCAUUCAGUGUAUAA
Messenger RNA from Striga hermonthica, 1281 nucleotides. The record is from the annotation of a GenBank genome assembly. NCBI's taxonomy places the organism in Eukaryota, Viridiplantae, Streptophyta, Magnoliopsida, Lamiales, Orobanchaceae.